Molecule: messenger RNA, 3479 nt
Organism: Ficedula albicollis (Collared flycatcher)
Lineage: Eukaryota; Metazoa; Chordata; Aves; Passeriformes; Muscicapidae
Gene: CENPC
Product: centromere protein C
Exons: 19
Biological process (GO): attachment of mitotic spindle microtubules to kinetochore; kinetochore assembly; spindle attachment to meiosis I kinetochore
Cellular component (GO): kinetochore
Molecular function (GO): centromeric DNA binding
Source: RefSeq, a predicted model, not a curated record
GGCGGGAAAGGCGCGCGGAGUUCCGAGGCCGCCGCGGGCGUUGGGCGCAUCGGCCGUGAUCCGAGAUGGCGGAGGACUUGAAUGAUUUUAAAAAAGACUACAGACCAAGAUUCUGCCAUGGAGGAGGAAAUAAGAUUGAUCUACGCCAAAGCCAAAGCUUAGUGAAACUCAUACAGGAUUGUUUUGAAAGUUACAGCAGACGUGUUGCAAGGAACUCUCCAAGUUGCUCAACCUUUAUUUUGGAAAAUGAGGAGGGGACUUCAAUGCAGAGCCAAGGGCCCAAGCCAGAGUCAUCAAGCUCUGUGAAAAGAACCUCUAAGUCUCCAGAAAUCUCACCUGUGGCACCGCUAAAACAUGUCAGCAGCACAGGACAGGCUUGUGAAUCACACGUGAAGUCUGCAACAGACGAUUAUGUAGCUACUGCUGAAAAAACAGAGUCUUCUGCAUCUAAAAGUGAAGAAAAGAGUACAAAAAAAGAUGUUGAAGCACAGUGCCAGUGUCGGGAUGUGCUUUUGGGCUCUAAGGAUAAUUGUGGGUCUGCUACAUCCCAUUCUCCUGUGCAGUAAGUGAAAAGUUCUCCUGUCGUUAAAUUGUGUUUUGAUAACUGGUGUAUGCCAGCUGUAACAGAGAGCCGUGGAGAAGUUAAAAAUUUGGAAGGGCCUCAGCCUGGAAGAGAUGAGCAGGUUCUUCCUGUACAAGGAACAGAACGUGUUACUGCAUCAUCUGCCCGGACUGAGAAACCUUUCUCUUCAGCUGUCUUAGCAGCUGUAGCAACAAGAACACUUGGACAGAGUUAUUCAACCUCUGUAUCACCUCCAUCAUCUUGUCCUAUGAAACAUCAAGAUAUGGAAAUAGAAGAUGAAUGUGAAUUUUUAAUUGAUGAAUCAAGUGAUGCAUCUUCUACUUCUUGGAUUUCAAUACCCACUAAGAAGAAAAAAUCAAAAAGUGAUGGCUCUUCAACUCGCAUUUCUAAAUCUCAGCCCUCUGAAAAGGAGAAGACUCAGAAUGAGAAAGUCAAGGACAGAAAAGUACAGGUUAAAGCACUUACUAAACAGAAACAGGAUCAUCUGAAUGUUGGAACUUUCGACUUGAAAGAAAUGUCAGAGUCAGAUCCAAUCCCUAAUAGUGAAGAAAAUGUCCUUACAUCUCAAAGCCGAAAGAGUACUCAUACAGGAAAGACUAAAAAGGAUGCACUUAGACAAGACUGUCUAAACCAGGAAAAGAACACAUCCCGGAGUCCACAAGCUGAAGAACUGAUGUCAACAAAACCAUCUGAUGAAGAGCAAUGUAAAACAAGGAUGCUGCCAAGUGAGGAUUUGCCAAUGCCUCCAUCUGGGCAUCAGGAACAGCAGACUGUGUCACUAAAAAAGUCUCUCAGGUCUUCCGAGAAUCUGCAGUUAAAUUCUGAAGCUUCUCAGGAUUUAGGUAAGAAGAAACAAACUGCUGAGCAGGAACUUCCAAAAGUCAAAGAAGCUAAGAGAGGGACAGUAAAUCCAAGGAAGAAGCCUAGGAAAUCUGUCCAGCAAAGUAGUAGUAAAAAGCCUCAGUUACAAAGAGAGGAGAGUUCUGACAGUGAAUCUGGUGAAGAAGAGCUUGAAAGAGAGCCUGUAGAAUUGAAUGAAGUGUGCACCACAUCCUUGGGUCAGAAAUUAGAGACUCCUGUGAUUCAGAAGUUGGCUAGGUCUUCAUUGACUAAAUCUAAAAAGCCUAGAAAUGUAUUGCACUCACCAGAGUCACCUGGUGGUGCAAAUAACAGGACUGCUCUAAUACCCCUCCAGCAUCCCAUGGAGAGUGUGAAGAAUCCUGAAAACAAACGGUUGUCUGCCGAGUCUUCAGGGAUGAUUCCAAAUAAAAUUCCACGUAGAACCAAUAAAGCUCUUUCCUCAAGCUCUGAAGAUUCUGAGUCUCAAACAAAUUCUUGCAGCUCUUCUGUACAGGAUGUGGCAAGGAAAAGACCUAAGUUACCAGAUGUGAAAAUAAAAAGUAACAAAAGAAAACGUGACAGGCAGCAUGGACCACAGGAUUCCUUUGUAGCUGGGAAGAUUUUGAAUUGCGAAAGUGGGCCUGUUCUAGAAGACUCUGAUCUAUUUACAUCCAGCACUGAGUCUUCUGAACAGGAUGAUACAUUUUCAGAUAGUUCUGAAGAGUUGAAUUACAAAUUAAGACGUCUGUUGUCAGAUGAAGUAGCAAGGCAUAAAAUAGUUAUGCCUUCCAACACACCUAACGUUCGUCGGACUAAAAGGAUACGGCUGAGACCUCUGGAAUACUGGAGAGGAGAACGCGUAAAUUAUACUAUGGAUCCUUCAGGAACGCUUGUGGUUAGUGGAGUAGUGAAUCCAGAAACAGAAUCUCUCAGGGAGAGUAAAAAGAGGAAGAAGGAUCAUCCCAAGGAGAAAACAAAUACAAUAAAUAUGAGAGAGAUACCUUCAAGUUUGGACCACAGUCUAGCUGAUGUGUCUAAGCCAGCCAUUGUACUUGAUCCAGUAACAAAUAAGGAAGUGCUUCUAGAUUGUGUAAGCACUGCAAGCUGCGUUUCUUAUCAUCGAAGUGAUGAUGCGGCUGAAAUAUACAAAGAUUUGAGUACAUCUUAUUUUGCAACUGGUGUGUUGGUUCUGAAACCAUUAAAAGUAAAAGGGCGCCAAUUUGUCUACACAAAUACAAUAGCUUUUCGCAUUCUGCAUGGCCAAGUGAUUGUAACAAUACAUAAGACAUCAUAUUACCUGGCUACAGGGGACUCCUUCUAUGUUCCAGCAGGAAAUGAAUAUGACAUAUGUAAUCUUCUGAAUGAACCAAGUGUUUUUGUCUUCACACAAUUCAAAAAGAGAUGAAGAACUUUCUGCAAAGAAGUUUGCUUAAACAUUUGGCAAAUUUUUGUAUGUUCUGAAGUUCUUUUUACGUUCAAAAAUGUUUGAGUGGGCCCACCCUAAGGUUACAGAUAAAUACAUAGCAGCUGAAAUCAACAUAAGAAGGGUUGAGGAAUAAAACCCAAAAGAAUGCUGGUAGUUUGCUGUCAAAUUGAAAUGACAUAAUUAAAGGGCCUUUGUUUUCUUCAGUUAGUAACUAACAAGUGCCAAGUUGAAGAAAAGCAUUUGCAAUGCAAUCCAGACUAACAGUGAACAGGUCAUGCAGUGCACUAAUGUUUCAAGGAACAACUUUGUGCAAGUGGCUGCAACAAGUACAACGUCCAUGUAACUGAAUGAACUUAGCAACAUUCAGUAGUUAAGUCCUACUGUGAAGAGCAACAGAUUUACAUCUCCUUGCAAGAUAAUUCAACUGAAUUUAUCUUCACCUGUAACAGACUUUUCUUCCUGCCUUUCAAAAACCAGACCCUAAUGAGGACAGAUGCCAGCAAAGGACUAAGGGCUGUGCUUGAAGCCCCAUCUACUGACAAAUACUAAAAUUGAGCUAAACCAGAGCAAUAUUCCAGAGAACAUUCCUUGGUAAACCUGAUAUUGCUUCUUAAGAAAAAAAAAAAAAAA